Molecule: messenger RNA, 1556 nt
Organism: Nezara viridula (southern green stink bug)
Lineage: Eukaryota; Metazoa; Arthropoda; Insecta; Hemiptera; Pentatomidae
Source: the annotation of a GenBank genome assembly
UGUCCUUCUCGCCGUGGAGGGGGGCGCCCUCAGAUCGCAGAUGGUCGGCGGACGCUGAGCUGCAACGUUCUCGCUUAGCAUCAUGAAAACGGUGGCAGGGUUGAUCUUGGUAACAGCAGUGGUGUUGGCGAUGGGAGCCACCCCAGAACCUCCAAGAAGCGGAGUGAUCGGAGCCAAAGGACUGGCUACUGCAGCUGAUUGUAGCGGAGCUGUCGGAUUCAGCGCCACUGGUUUGGAUAGGGUCCAUUCCAGCGGCCUCGUCAGCUACAGGACCACGCUUGUCGACAGAGGAGUCGGCUUCAGCAGGGAAACUGGAGAGUUCACCGUACACUGUCCAGGCAUUUAUCACGUAGCCUUUGCCGCCUACUCUGAUCAGGCUAACACCAAAAUAGUGUUGAAGAAGAGGACAUCCAACAGCACAUGGACAGAAGUGGCAGGAGCAGGGGGAAAUGGUUCAGGUGGUGGUUCAAAUCAAAUCCUUUUAGAUCUUGGAGUUAGUGACCAAACUGGGGUAUGGCUUGUAAGUGGAGAUAUCGCUAAAGAACAAGAUCGUGCUGUCCCGUCCACUACCUUCACAGCAUUCAGAAUAGCCAAAAAGUGAUGAAACCUACAUUUCUAUGUGCCAAUCACUGUCCUACAAGUCCAGUAUUAAAACAUAAAUAUUAACGAUUAAAAUAAAAUUGGGUAAAAGACUCCUGACUUGAAUCCUUCUUGCACUCAUCUUGAUUAUUUCAGUUACACUUCUUUAUCUUUUUCUACUCUAAUUUUUUCACAUUUUCUUCUAACCUAUUUAUUAUUAUUAUUUUUCUGAAACAGUCUUUAAGAAUACUUUAAGCAUGAAUUACUAACACUUUAUCAUUUCCACUCACCUCUUCAGCAUGCUCUGUCAUUUUCAACACUUUCUUCUUUAACUUUUUCUUUUUCUUUUAACUUCUUCUCUGCAUGGUUUGUCUUUUUCUGUUUUCUUUAAAUGUAAAUAUGAUUGUGAUCAAUUGCAUGAAAUAUCAUUACAAGUCCAGUGUGAGGUUUGUCGUUAUUUCAUUCGAUAUGAAGUGACAAUCAAAUCUCCUCAUGUAAACAAGCAGGAGUUCUUUUCAGAUUUAUGCUCUAGUUAAAUUUUUAAAAUUAAAAAAAAAAUUUGGUUUUCUAAAAAACUCUUAUAUGUUUAUCAAGUUACUUUUUAAUGCAAACAUAAAUCAUCAAAUAAAAAAAGUUAGUUAAUCCUUAAAUGAAUGGGUGAUCACUUUGGUUGAAUGCUCUUAACUUCAGCAGUGUUUUUUAUUCAAUGACUAAUUAAAUUAAAUGGACUAAAGUGUUUACCCAGAAAUCAAUUAAUCAAAUAUAUUACUCUGUGAACAGUCUAAUUAAAAUGUUGACAAAAUAACAAAGGAAACUUAGUGAGUAAUCAUUAUUAGAGGGUAGCUGAUUGUACCUGUAGAUGAGGAAUUUAUUUUUAUAGAAAUGGAUAGUUUACUUCUAAUGAUUUGUAUCAUAUUUUUUUAAACUGUGUAAUCGCAUGUUUUAUUUUUAAUUUAUUUAUACUUCAUAAAUCUUUU